Molecule: messenger RNA, 1137 nt
Organism: Punctularia strigosozonata HHB-11173 SS5
Lineage: Eukaryota; Fungi; Basidiomycota; Agaricomycetes; Corticiales; Punctulariaceae
Exons: 3
Coding region: 1-1137 (378 amino acids)
Biological process (GO): methylation
Molecular function (GO): methyltransferase activity
Source: RefSeq, a predicted model, not a curated record
AUGUCGCGAGCAACGUCACCGGUCAACGACAUGACACUUCGUUCUCCUACGAACUUCUUGCAAGAUGGUUUGCUUAGUCGGCCUGACACCGUCGACACCUUCCAACAGCUUCAUGCAUUGCGUCGCCAAUGUCGAGAGAAAUCCGAGCUCGAUCGACACUUCAAGCGCACAGAAGCCGCGGUUGGCGCCAAUAGGAACGACUCAGAGGCAGCCACAAAAUGGAUCGGUCGCAUGAAGAGUUCCUUCAUGGAGAUCGACAACGGCACGAAAUUUAUCGAUCUUGGGCGUCCCAUGAAGUUCCUGGAUCUGGGAUGCUGUCCUGGUGGGUCCGCAUCAUAUAUUCUAGAAAGACAUCAGAGCGCUAGCGGUAUUGGGGUGUCGCUUGAGUCUGAACGAGGUCUUCAGACGGACACCCUCGACAGGCCUCCUCUUCCUAACCGACUCGAGAUGCGCUUCGGUGACAUGCUGUCUUGGUACUGCGGACCUCUGUCUAGCUCAGGCAACCACAGCAGCCCUCCUUUCGACGGCUCCGAGUCUCUCGUGUGGCCACCUUUCUCGCAGUCCCGGAGGUUGUUCAACCUAGUCGUCAUCCACGCUCACUAUAUCAGCCGGAAGGGGGCGGAACCACUAGAGCGCGACCGUCUGCUGGUCAGCCAGCUCAUCAUCGCGCUCCAAGCGGUCAGGAUCGGUGGUACUCUCCUCGUCAAACUAGCUCGCGCGGACUCCCCAGCGCACGCGAAGAUCAUACGCAUGCUUGACGAUCUGUCUUUGGUGAUUACACUCUGGAAACCGACGACCAUGCAGGCGAACCGGGGCUCGUUCUAUGUCGUCGCAAAAGGCGUAGGGCUGCGUGAACGUGGACGCCUCCUGGGAUCCUACUUGACGGGCCUCAGGCGAGUCUGGCUAAAGCUCUACCGUGGAAGACUGGAACGAAACGGAGAUCAGCGAAUGUCCGAUGCAGACUUGAACUUCGUGAUUACCAACGAGAAGCUCGUGGAUGGGUAUCUGCCUCGCCUCGUCACACUCUGCAACCCGAUCUGGCGGCGGCAAAUCGGCGCCUUGAGAGGGAUGGUCGAACCGCGGAACGCGCGCGCUCAUCACGACCGUAUCCCGCACGAGAGUGUAGACAAACUGUAG